Messenger RNA from Nothoprocta perdicaria, 643 nucleotides. RefSeq names its product prefoldin subunit 5 (gene PFDN5). The record is from RefSeq and is a predicted model, not a curated record. Lineage: Eukaryota; Metazoa; Chordata; Aves; Tinamiformes; Tinamidae. Gene Ontology annotation, biological process: regulation of DNA-templated transcription; protein folding. The coding region runs from base 1 to 441 and encodes 146 amino acids. The transcript is spliced from 6 exons. Gene Ontology annotation, cellular component: prefoldin complex; cytoplasm.
AUGGAGCUGGCCGCCCGGGCCGCGCUCAGGGCCGCGCUGCCGCAGGAGGUGGAAUUCCUGUCGUCCUCCGUGGCGCAGCUCAAGGUGGUGCAGACCAAGUACGUGGAGGCCAAGGACUGUCUCGCGGUGCUGCACAAGAGCAACGAGGGGAAGGACCUGCUGGUCCCGCUCACCAGCUCCAUGUACGUCCCUGGGAAGCUGCUGGAUGUCGGGCGCGUGCUCCUCGACGUCGGCACCGGCUACUACGUGGAGAAGAGCGCGGAUGACGCCCGAGACUUUUUCAAGCGGAAAAUCGACUUCCUGACCAAGCAGAUGGAGAAGAUCCAGCCGGCACUCCAGGAGAAACAUGCCAUGAAGCAGGCCGUGGUGGAAAUGAUGAGCCAGAAGAUCCAGCAGCUGUCGGCGCUGGGGGCCACGCAGGCCGUGACGACCAAGGCGUAGCCCCGGGUCCCGCGGCUGCCCCUCGACGGCGUCACCACCGACACGGGCUGCUCCCGGGGGGCACCGUCCCCCUCCUCCCGGAACCCCCCUCCCUGCUCCGCAGGGCUCUGCUCCCGCCUCGCAAGCCGCGCGGAGCCGGAAUCCCCUUCCCGUUCUGUACGCGGCUGCCGGAGGAUGCAAUAAAGGAGAGGUGCGGGCCAGA